AUGAUUCAUGAGUUUAACCUGGCAUUAUUGGCGAAACAACUGUGGAGGCUAACACAAAACCCGGAUUCGCUGGUCGCCCGUGUAUUAAGAGGAAGAUAUUACAGACUAAGCUCGCCUUUGCGAGUAAACUCUGUAAACAGUCCAUCUUAUAUUUGGACUAGUAUUUCAGCUGUGAGAGAGCUGUUGUUGCUGGGGAUAAGGCAGAAAAUACACUCUGGGUAUGAGGUUAAAGUGUGGGAGGAUCCUUGGAUUCCAUUGAAUCCUGCUAGGCCAGCUAUACCUAUAGCGCCAGUUAUGCAUCCAAACAUGAGAGUGAGUGAUCUUAUUAAUCAGGAGCUAAAGGAAUGGGAUGUUAACAUAUUGGAGCAAUAUGUAAGCCCUGAUGACAUACCACUCAUAAGGAGUCUAGCCAUAAGCACAACUCAUAGGCCUGACACGUUUUGCUGGAACUUCACAAGACAUGGACAAUACACGGUUAAGUCUGGAUAUUGGGUUGCUCAAAAUCUUUUGAAGGAUGCAGAUGAAAAGCAAGUGUUGGAGCCAAGUAUUACAAAGCUCCAAGCCUUUGCUUGGAAGAUAAAGACGCCAAAGAAAAUGUGUCAUCUUAUAUGGCAAUUAUUAACUGGACAGGUGGCAGUAACGAGAAAUUUAGUAAGACGAAAUAUAAGAUGUGAUAACUACUGCCCAAGAUGUGGUGAACCAGAGAAGUCAGUAACACAUGCUAUUUUUGAAUGUCCACCUGCUAUGCAAGUUUGGCUGCACUCAACGACUCCAACGAAUCCUGGUGUGUUUCCAGCAUCAAGUAUAUACACGAAUAUGAACUACCUCUUUUGGGAAAAAGACGGUUCACUUGAACCAGAGCAAGACAGGGAUCCUUAUCCUUGGAUAAUUUGGUACGUUUGGAAGGCGAGAAAUGACAAACUCUUUAGGGGAAUUGACAGAGAUCCUCUGGAAAUAGUUCGUUAUGCUGAGAGUGAGUGUCCAGCUUGGUUUAAUGCCAAUGAGAAGAUAACUCCAAUAGUACAAGAGAGUAAUGUAGAGGAGUCUCAAGUCAUAAGCUUGGGAAACAUCUGCUUACUGGAUGGAUCAUGGACAUCUCAAGCUCAAUUUAGCGGAUGUGGAUGGGUCUGGUUGGACAGUGGGGGAAAGACGCAACUUAUGGGAUCUCAGAAUUUUCCUAGAAAAGAAUCAGCUCUACACUCAGAGGUGGAAGCACUGCGAUGGGCAAUGGAAAACAUGCUCCAGCAUUCGACAUGUCAGAACUUCGGGACAGACUGCAAAGAUUUGAUUACAAUGAUCAAGGAACCACAUGCUUGGCCAAACCACCUCAAGUUUGAGCAAUAG
This is a messenger RNA of Raphanus sativus (radish), 1344 nucleotides long. RefSeq lists its product as uncharacterized. Gene Ontology annotation, molecular function: RNA-DNA hybrid ribonuclease activity; nucleic acid binding. The coding region runs from base 1 to 1344 and encodes 447 amino acids. The record is from RefSeq and is a predicted model, not a curated record. The transcript has 2 exons. NCBI's taxonomy places the organism in Eukaryota, Viridiplantae, Streptophyta, Magnoliopsida, Brassicales, Brassicaceae.